Molecule: messenger RNA, 3404 nt
Organism: Cyclopterus lumpus (lumpfish)
Lineage: Eukaryota; Metazoa; Chordata; Actinopteri; Perciformes; Cyclopteridae
Gene: tbccd1
Product: TBCC domain containing 1
Exons: 9
Coding region: 171-1961 (596 amino acids)
Biological process (GO): maintenance of centrosome location; maintenance of Golgi location
Cellular component (GO): spindle pole centrosome
Source: RefSeq, a predicted model, not a curated record
UCAGCUCGGAGGAGGGCGCCAAAUAGGAAGAACGACAGACGUUUAGAAAGAGCUGCUAAUCACAACAAACCGGGUCCACGACAGGAUCCCCUCUCGUCUCCACGGUCCCUUAUGUACGACCCAUCGAGGCGGGACACCGCGUAGCCUGGAGGACCACGAAGGCUGAAAACAUGGAGGCAGACAGUGUGAGCAUAUGGCCACGCAUGGAACCCUUCUUACUGGGUGCCCUGCAGGUGGCUCCCUCCUCCAAGCUCAGCUUGCACUAUCUUCGCAAGAUGGCGAUCUACGUGCGGACACGGGACGGCUGCUUCCCCAUUUUGGGCUGGCCCAUGUGGAGGCAUAUUGCCUGUGGAAAGCUGCAGCUUCCGGAAGACCAUGCGUGGCUCUAUUUCGAGACCUUUGACCUGCUUAACGGCCACACGCCAGAGGAGAGGCUGGAGUGGGCGGAGUGUCUUUCCCAGUGCUCCUCCAAAGGUGAGCUGGAUCAACAAAGAAACAAGCUGUCUGUGGACACACUGCAGUUCCUCCUCUUCCUCUACAUCCAGCAGCUGAACCGCGCGUCUCUGCGCACCUCUCUGAUCGGUGAAGAGUGGCCCAGUCAUCGCACUCGCUGCCCCUCUCCAUCCGACCGGGAGGCCAAGACUAGCUCUCAGAACAAGAACUGGGAUGAUCAGGCUCACCUGUCAUUUGUGCAAAGCCAUCUCGCUGAGAUUCUGGAGCUGCUGGUGGAGCCCGGCCAGCUGUCACAAUCUGGACAGGCCCUCAGAGAUUGCCAGAUAUCCCUGGAGGCUGUGCGGAGCUUGGGCCUGCUCCUGGAGGGCUCGGUCUGCCACGGCAGAGCGGUUCAGCCCGUCCACAGGCUGCUCACCAAAGGUCCACUCCAGACACAGGCCGGCUACUCCCCACUCAGCCACUCCUUUCCCCUGCACCAGCUCCUCUCAUGUCUUCACCAAAGCCUCACGCUCAACCCCUUUGGGAUAACCGCCUGCCUGUGCUCUGGCAAGAAACUAGCCUGGGCUCAACAAGUGGAGGGAUCCAUGAAGAGAGCCAAAAUAGCCCGAAACACCCACACGGCUCCGCCUGGCAGUAAGAUUGUGCUGAUGUCGCAGGUCUUCAAACAGACGCUGGCUAAAACCUCAGACAAGCUGACUGGCGCCAACAUCAAAAUCCACAGAUGCUCGGAUGCCUUUAUAUACCUUCUCUCACCCCUCAGAUCAGUCAGUGUCGACAAAUGCCGAGACUGCACGGUGGUUCUGGGUCCUGUUGAGACCAGUGUCCACAUUCACAGCUGCCAAAACCUGCGGGUGGUGUGUGUGGCCGGCAGGAUCGCCGUCGGAGUCUCCUCGCGUUGCACCAUCCACGCCUUGACGCCCACCCGCCCCUUGCUCCUCCCCGGAAACGCGGACAUUACACUAGGGCCUUUCCACACAGUCUACCCCUCCCUGGAGGAUCACAUGGCCAGCGUGGGGCUGGCCGUGGUCCCCAAUGCCUGGGAUCGACCUUUGCUCCUGGGGAACGAGGGCCUCGUCAACCCCUCGCUCAACACGUCGUCCAACGCGGACCCCGCCUGCUACCGCCUGUUGCCCCCGGCCGAGUUUCACGCGCUGGUUGUGCCUUUCCAGACGGAGGGUGACACAUGCGAGGUGCCAGGGGGAUUGCCUCCUCCAUAUCAGGCGGCACUGGACGAAAAGCAGAGGAGGAUUCAAAACUGGCAGGAGACUGUGAUGGAGGCCCGGCUGAACAAGGAGCAGAAGCGCCAGUUCCAGGAGUUGGUGGAGGUCAAGUUCCACGAGUGGCUCCUGGAAACGGGGCAUAGGCAGGAACUGGACAGCCUUAUCCCGCCUGCGAUGGCAUCUUUAAGGGACUCCAGUGGGCCCGCCGCAGCCGAGACGCCCCGAGUUCCUGAUGCCAAGCCUACAGGGAACGGACGGGCAGUGAGACAGUCGCCGAUGGCUUGUUGAAUUGAGGCAGCGAGACGGUACGCACAAACAGGGCUGCAUGCGGUCUGACAUUUGGAGCGCCUCUAAAGUUGUUAACAAGCAGGCGAGUGUGUUCACCGCAAGUAUUAAUGCACGGCAUGUCACACCGUACUCUGGUAAGUCCGGAGCCGCUUACGUCCCACUCGUUCUCGAGUGGGAGGCUGCAAUGGGUCCGUCUUCAGAAAAAGGCAGCUAAGUCCUUCACGUGUCUACAGCUGAGUAGGGGGUGGAUCGCAUGUUGUCUCUUUUGAGGAGAGCUACAGACGCACAGAGUGCAGCAUCUUCAAAGUCACCUCAAGCUCUUAAAGGGACGGGGGAAAAAAAGUUUACAAUUAGAGCUUACUUAGGGUAUGUCAUUUUUUUUGGAGACAGAUCAAUCUGAUCUGAGGAGGACCAAGGCGCUGGACACCCGUCAGUCAUGUAGACGUGCCCUAAAAUGACGGUCUUUUGAAGCAUCAAUAGCUCUUAAAUGUAAUAAUGACUCACAGAACCUUUUUUUCUUUUUAUAUAAUUCUUUUGGAGUCAGCGUUUGGAGACCAUUAGCGGAGCUUGCACUUUCAGCACUUAUUGCAUCACAGGCACUCUGCUUUAGGGGAAGCUGUGAAAGCUUUGGCUCUCUUCCAUUAAACCCGCAGUGAUUGUCACCAUUUCUUCCCAAACUGUGCACAAAAAAAAUGUACGUCCAUUUAGAGAUGGAGAAUAUAGACGGUAAAUGACUGCAGCACGUUAGGACAUAUUAGUGCUCCUACAGUUACUAGCUCAGGUCAUAGUAUUUGUUGUGUGUUGAUAGAAAAUAAUAAAUGACAAUAAAGUGUUUUCCAGUAUAGGGGGACAGGAAGAACUAUUAACAUAAUUUAUUGUAGGUACAUGAUUGUGCCGUCCGAACUAUCAUAUUUUAUGAAGGUACAACAACACUUCUCCACUGCUCUGUCGAGCAACAUCGAUUUACUUUUUUCUGUAUGUCCGUUUGAAGAACUGCUGCUGUUGAAAUGCGUUUCUUUUUGUAUUAAUUCACUUGUAUGAAUAUGUAUAUUUUAGCAAUAUAGUAAGACUAUUUUUCAUAAAUCUACCUGCCCUCCUGAACCAUUUUUUAGCAUUUAACCUCCAAGUGUACUUCAGCCCAGUUAGCUUCCUGUUUCCAUCCUUCCACUCAGACAGACAUGAGACAAUCGACCUGCUGCAUGUGUAUUCAGGGCAUUUUGAUUGGUUGUUGAUAAAGAAAAUGUACUGUUAAAAUGCUAUCACACAACAGAAUAUUACUGUACCUUUUCAGAAAUGCUGGUAUGUGAUUUCACUGUAAAAUGCCUUACUGCUGGAAAACUUUGAUUUGAACACGCAUGCAACUCGAAGUAGUUACUAUACGAAGAGCACAGUAUAGUUGUCCAUUGUUAGAACAAUAAAAAUGAAUUAAAGUUUUGACUAAAA